This is a messenger RNA of Talaromyces marneffei, 1725 nucleotides long. RefSeq lists its product as uncharacterized. Gene Ontology annotation, cellular component: endoplasmic reticulum. The record is from RefSeq and is a predicted model, not a curated record. The transcript is spliced from 4 exons. The coding region runs from base 1 to 1725 and encodes 574 amino acids. Gene Ontology annotation, molecular function: sphinganine-1-phosphate aldolase activity; pyridoxal phosphate binding. NCBI's taxonomy places the organism in Eukaryota, Fungi, Ascomycota, Eurotiomycetes, Eurotiales, Trichocomaceae. Gene Ontology annotation, biological process: carboxylic acid metabolic process; sphingolipid catabolic process.
AUGGCGUCAUCACUGAUUCCCGCGUCCAUGCAGAGCAGGUUGAUGGGAGUAUCAUCGCGGAACUUGUCAAGCGCCACUCUGACAUACCUCAAUCUUGACUUACUCAAGAACCUGGUUUUCUUCUUCUUCGUCCUUCGAUAUACCCGCAAGGCAUUCGACUCCCUCCGCGGAUAUGGCAUUAUCGGAAGCAUCAAAAGAGUCUUUGCCGCCAUUCGAUUAUGGGUUUACUACAUAUUCCUACGCGCCCCUGGUGUUCGCGGCCAGGUAGACAAGCAGGUCACAACCGCUAUCACCAAGCUCGAGGAGAAACUGGUUCGAAAAGGCCCCGGCAUUACUAGCUAUCUUACUCUUCCAAAGGAAGGUUGGACAUCUGAACAAAUACGUACGGAGAUUACUCAAUUGACUGGUAUGGAGCAUGCGAAAUGGGAAGAAGGUCGUGUCAGCGGCGCCGUUUACCAUGGUGGUGAAGAUCUUUCGAAGCUACAGACGGAAGCUAUUGGAUCUUUUGCUGUCUCUAAUCCACUUCAUCCUGAUGUUUUCCCUGGUAUCAGGAAAAUGGAAUCUGAAAUUGUUGCUAUGGUCCUGUCCCUCUUCCAUGGUCCCACGGAUGGUGCUGGUGUAACCACCAGUGGUGGCACAGAAUCUAUUCUUAUGGCAUGCCUUGCAGCCAGACAGAAAGGCCGUGCCGAACGUGGAAUUACUGAACCUGAAAUGGUUGUCCCCGAAACUGUGCAUGCCGCCUUCUUCAAGGCUGGUAACUACUUUGGUAUCAAAGUUCACCAAGUACCAUGCCCAGCACCUGACUAUAAAGUUCACAUUCCUUCGGUUCGACGAUUGAUCAAUCGCAACACCGUUCUCAUUGUCGGUUCUGCUCCUAACUUCCCUCAUGGUAUUGUCGACGAUAUUCCAGCUCUUUCACGACUUGCCGUCAAAUAUAAGAUUCCACUCCACGUUGAUUGCUGCCUUGGUUCAUUUGUUAUUGCCUUCCUCAAAAAGGCCGGCUUCCCUUCUCCAUAUGAAGAGGAAGGUGGAUUUGACUUCCGUCAGCCAGGCGUUACCAGUAUUAGUGUCGACACCCAUAAGUACGGAUUCGCUCCCAAGGGCAACUCUGUUCUGUUAUACCGCAACCGUUCUUACCGAAAUCACCAAUACUUCAUCUUCCCCGAAUGGACCGGAGGUGUUUAUGCCUCACCAUCAAUUGCAGGCUCCCGUUCUGGUGCAUUGAUUGCAGGUUGUUGGGUUAGCUUGAUGUCUAUCGGAGAGUCAGGAUAUGUUGCUAGCUGCCAUCAGAUCAUGGGUGCAGCCAAGCAGUUUGAAACCGCUAUCCGAGAAGAUCCAAUUUUGUCAGCGAACCUCGAAGUUAUCGGAAACCCCCAAGUCAGCGUGGUGGCUUUCGCGAGCAAGAACGUUGGAAUCGACACCUACGAUAUUGCCGAUGCAAUGUCAGCGAAGGGAUGGCACCUCAAUGCACUUCAAGAUCCUGCAGCGAUCCACGUCGCUUUCACCAGACCGACAGCAUUGGCUGUGGAGAAAUUGCAGAGUGAGUUGACUGAAGUGGUAAGCGCAGAGCUUGCAAAGGCGGAGGAGAGACAAAGACAAGGGAAAUCAUACGCCAGGCAACGAGGUGAUACGUCAGCCUUGUACGGUGUGGCAGGUAGUCUGCCGGAUAAGAGCAUAGUGAGCCGUUUGGCUGAGGGAUUCCUUGACACUUUGUACAAGCCGUAA